Brassica napus (rape) is the source of this 719-nucleotide messenger RNA. Its product is annotated as oleosin 14.9 kDa. NCBI's taxonomy places the organism in Eukaryota, Viridiplantae, Streptophyta, Magnoliopsida, Brassicales, Brassicaceae. Bases 78 to 527 code for a protein of 149 amino acids. The transcript has 2 exons. Gene Ontology annotation, biological process: lipid storage; sexual reproduction. Gene Ontology annotation, cellular component: membrane; extracellular region; monolayer-surrounded lipid storage body. The record is from RefSeq and is a predicted model, not a curated record.
CGCCCAAUAUAUUACUAUCUAAUCUCCCUCUGCUGAUUUCUUCUAUUUUUGUGUCGGAGAGAUCAUAACAAGAAUCAAUGGCGAAUCAAACAAGAACUCAUCAAGACAUCAUAGUCCGAGACAGUAGAAGUACCCUAGACAGAGACCAUCCGAAGACAGGGGCGCAGAUGGUGAAGGUAGCGACUGGUGUCGCAGCCGGUGGAUCCCUCCUAGUCCUCUCAGGCUUAACACUCGCCGGUACAGUGAUAGCACUCGCUGUAGCCACUCCUCUGCUUAUUAUAUUUAGCCCUGUCUUGGUCCCAGCGGUGAUCACCGUGGUUCUCAUCAUCACUGGGUUCCUUGCCUCCGGUGGCUUUGGUAUAGCCGCCAUAACCGCCUUCUCUUGGCUCUACAGGCACAUGACGGGGUCUGGAUCGGAUCAGAAGAUAGAGAGUGCUCGAAUGAAGGUGGGAAGUAGAGCGUAUGAUACCAAGUCUGGGCAGCACAACAUUGGAGUCCAUCAGCAACACCAACAAGCAGCUUCUUAAAAUUAAUGUCAGAUAAAACUAUUUCCACACAAAUUGUCAUAUCCAUCGUUUGAUCUCUUUUCUUCGUUUUCUCACUGCUUGUGCUGUAACGUAACGUGUAAUAAUAACAUGAGUGUAUGCUGUCAACAUUGUCAUCUUAGUUUUUUUUUUUUAUCUUUUUCAAAACAAAAUGUAUCAAAGUAAUGUUUUAUC